Messenger RNA from Paraglomus brasilianum, 1512 nucleotides. The record is from the annotation of a GenBank genome assembly. NCBI's taxonomy places the organism in Eukaryota, Fungi, Glomeromycota, Glomeromycetes, Paraglomerales, Paraglomeraceae.
AUGCCAUUUUACGGCGUUUCUUUUAACCCAUUCAGGCAAAGGAAUGUAAUAAAUGUCUUUGCCGUUGCUGGCGGGCGAAUGGUAAUUGUAGCUACAUUUGAAGAGGUUGAAGAAAUUGACCCAGCUCUAGAUAAACCAAAGAGGGGUCGCCUCAGGGUGCUACAGACAUAUACGGAUGAGAAUGUGUCUGAAAAUUUCUACUGUGUUGCCUGGUCGUACGAUCCUUUAACGGGGGCACCGUGGGUUGCCGUUGCUGGGGCGAGUGGAUUAAUCAAGAUUAUUGACACCAGUCAAAAGAAAGUCGUUAGAGUGCUUGCCGGUCAUGGUGAUGAAGUCAAUGAAAUGAGAUUCCAUCACCUUCGACCGGAAUUACUGUUCUCUACCAGUAAAGACUUUUCGAUUCGACUAUGGAAUGCAAGUACUGGCGACUUGUUGGUUGUCUUCGGCGGAGAUGGAGGGCACCGCGAGAGCGUACUAGGAAUUGACUUACAUCUGAGCGGAAAUUACUUAGCUUCUUGUGGAAUGGAUCACGCGGUGAAGAUAUGGACUCUUUGUAGUCCAAUGUUAAAACGUGUUAUUGACACAGCUGCACCUCUAUCCGGAACCCAAAACUCUAAAAGAACUAGUUCAACAUUAACAGCGACGUCGACAUCUUCAACAUCAUACGCAACACAAGAACACUCUUGUCAAUGUACAGUUCCAGUCACGACUACCCAAAAUCAUACAUGCCGGCAGCCAGUAUAUGUUCAUUAUCCCAUUUUCUCUAGCACGGAACUUCAUAAUAAUUAUGUUGAUAAUAUUAGAUGGUAUGGCGAUUUAUUGUUUUCGAGAUCCACUGAACCGAAUAUAAUACUAUGGAAGCCAGAGGCCGGAUUACCAACAGAAGAGGACUAUAAGAACAAGGAUGCUGAUGAUCCUUUCCAGUCGAAAUACGCCUUAGUUGGGGGAAGGGCACAUCCUAAUGCGCAAACAUCGGACUUUAACAUCAUCUGCGAAUUCAGUUUCGAAGAAUGCGACAUAUGGUUCGUCCGCUUUGGGCUCUCACGUGAUAACAGAUUCCUCGCGACCGGCAGUCAAUAUGGUAAAUUGUUUUUAUGGGACUUAGAUUACAUUCCGCAUUUUAUAGACAAGUAUAUAUCGACAAAGAAGGCUUGUUCUGUGAACAAAAAAGAAAGCAAAGCGAAGAAGAAACAGAAUCUCUAUCUGUCACAAAAACCAGCAAGUGUAACGCGAAAAAAAAAUACUAGCACCAAAUCCAUACCUCAAAGCACAGGUAACAGAUCUGGUACUAAACAAAAUGCAAAUAAGCAAGCGGGAAAGAGGCGAAAGUGUGUAUUGCGAUUAUUGGAAGGUCCAAAAUGCACAGCCACUGUCCGACAGGUUACUUUUUCGCCCGACGGCGAAUGGUUAAUCGCGGCCUGUGACGACGGCACCAUUUGGUGUUGGUUAUCUGAAGAGGACGAAGAAACUGAUUGGGACGACAGUGACAUGGAUGUAGACACGGUUGACUAG